UCUCAUGUUUUCCAUUUCGAAAUCAGCUGAGCGUAGAAACAUAACAAAGCAAAGGAAAGUUGUAUUUCUAGUCGUACUAGAUAUCGAGCAGCGUUGAAUACCACGAUCGGAAGGUGUAAAACCAUAACGAUUUCUUAAAAGUGUGGCAUGUACUGAACUCCGCGAUGUUGAAGGCGGCAAUGAGAUACGGACUUCGUGGGUCCCUCCAGGCUCGCUAUGUUCAGAAGAAGGAUAAAGGCAAAUCGCAAAAGCAGUCUUCCUGGAGCGGAUUUGAUAGAUUCGUGGAUAUGUUGGACCCGAAGAAGAAGAAGACCCAUCAGACCGAACUUAGUUCCAAUCCGAUCUACGUCUCGAUCUUCAGGUACGACCCGGAAGAUUGUGAAGAGCCUUACAUACAGCAAUAUGAAGUCGAACCGGCCGACUUGAGAAAAGGCCCUCUCGUGCUUGACGUCCUGCUGUACAUAAAGGACGAAAUUGACCCGACGCUGUCUUUCAGAAGAUCUUGCCGUGAAGGCAUUUGCGGUUCUUGCGCCAUGAACAUAAAUGGUGUCAACGGUCUCGCUUGUACCACCGCUGUUACAAACGAGCCUUUGAAAGUUUUACCUCUACCGCACCAAUAUGUUGUAAAAGAUCUGGUUGUUGACCUCGCCCAGUUUUACAAGCAAUACGAAAAUAUCGAGCCUUAUCUAAUGAGGUUGUGUGAGGAUGACAUCGGUAAAAGGCAGUUUCUGCAAAGCAUCAGAGACCGCGCUAAGCUGGAUGGCCUGAUGGAGUGUAUCCUCUGCGCGUGUUGUUCUACAUCUUGCCCUUCGUACUGGUGGCACGGAAAUAAAAACCUUAAAGAAGCAUUCUACGGGCCGGCAGCUUUGUUGCAGGCAUACCGCUGGGUGAUGGACUCGCGUGAUGAGAAGGUCGAAGAAAGACUGGACAAACUAAACGAAGCGAGUGCGACUGUCUUCAAAUGCCACACUAUCCUGAACUGCACACGAUGCUGUCCAAAAGGGCUGAAUCCAGGUUAUGCGAUAAGCCAGCUGAAACUGCUAAUUUCCGGAAGGGCCGAAAAAGAGGACCCGGACAUGAAAAACAUUCCGUUGAACGACGACCAGAAAAAUGAUAAGGAUAUGUUUAAAGUGCCACAGAAGAAACCGGCGAAGAAAUUCGAUCCAACGAGAAAAUUUACAAAGAAAUAAAUUCUAUCUUGUUACUUUAAUGAAUUAUAUGAAUAUACUAUGAUUUGUUUAUA
Molecule: messenger RNA, 1243 nt
Organism: Cimex lectularius (bed bug)
Lineage: Eukaryota; Metazoa; Arthropoda; Insecta; Hemiptera; Cimicidae
Product: succinate dehydrogenase [ubiquinone] iron-sulfur subunit, mitochondrial-like
Exons: 8
Coding region: 165-1190 (341 amino acids)
Biological process (GO): tricarboxylic acid cycle; respiratory electron transport chain; aerobic respiration
Cellular component (GO): mitochondrial membrane
Molecular function (GO): electron transfer activity; 2 iron, 2 sulfur cluster binding
Source: RefSeq, a predicted model, not a curated record